GUCUCUCUGGCGUCCCUCGGCGACCCCAGCCUCCACGAGGUCCAGGAGCGGAAGCAGCACCCGGACCUGGUCGCUGAGCGCCGCGUGGGCGAAUUUCUCUACCCUCAGCUGCAGCAGCUCCAGGGCAAGAUGUCCGCCGUGGAGAAGAGUCUGGCCCGUCAACGAGACGAAGUUGUACCAGACUUGGCGCGGCGGCUGGAGCAAGCCCGCCAGCAACAGGAGUCCUGGGCCCAGGAGCUGGGCGCCCCUCAGCAGGAGAAGGCCGCCCUUGCCAAGCGCCUGGGCGAGCAGCAGCAGCCCCGGCCUGCAGGCACCUUUGAAACAGCAGGCGGACCCCAUUGUGGGCCCACGGUGGUGGCGCAGCUUGUCAACGGCCUGGAGAAGUUGGUGGGCACCGAGGGCGACGGCGACGCGACCAUGGAGGGCGGCUCCGCCGAGCAGCUGCCCGCGCCCAUCGCCGCAGCGCCCAAGGGGCUCCUCAAGCUGGUCAGGGGUGCUGCCACUGGCGACGCGCCUGCGAACGAAGAAGCUGUGCCUGCACCACGUGACUCGGAAGAUGCCAAGCGCAAGCGCGACGAGCUCAUCGAACAGUUCGUGGCUGACCUACCCGGGGAGGAAAGGUCGGCGAACCGCAUUGCGAUGGGUUCCUUCUACGGCAAGCACAGCUGGGUGGCGCUGCCCAGGUUGGCGGCGUGCCCGUCAUCUCGGCGCAGGAGGAGGCCAAGCCCGAGAAGUGACUAA
Prorocentrum cordatum is the source of this 741-nucleotide messenger RNA. The record is from the annotation of a GenBank genome assembly. Lineage: Eukaryota; Dinophyceae; Prorocentrales; Prorocentraceae.